Messenger RNA from Mauremys mutica (yellowpond turtle), 1424 nucleotides. RefSeq names its product galactoside alpha-(1,2)-fucosyltransferase 2-like. Gene Ontology annotation, cellular component: membrane. The transcript has 3 exons. Gene Ontology annotation, molecular function: galactoside 2-alpha-L-fucosyltransferase activity. Bases 1 to 1275 code for a protein of 424 amino acids. The record is from RefSeq and is a predicted model, not a curated record. Gene Ontology annotation, biological process: carbohydrate metabolic process. NCBI's taxonomy places the organism in Eukaryota, Metazoa, Chordata, Testudines, Geoemydidae.
AUGGCUGCAGCCGGCGCGCCGGAGCCGGCGCAGGAACCCAGCUGGAGACAGGAAAUGCCUCAGCCAGGCGUCCCGGCUUGUGCGGCUCCGGGUCUGAAUGUCGGGGGGCCUGGAGGUGCCAGGACCCUGUUGGGAUGCGGGACACCCCCUGGCUGCACUGAGCGGGGCUGCGAAAAGCAUCAAGAACCACCCCCCCGACGAAUGGGGGGCUGGGAUCUCCGUCCCUCAUCACCGCUGGGAGCCAUGACUGCCCUGGGCUCCUGGGUCUCCUUCCGGCCGCUCCCCAAGCUGACCCUCGGCCUGCUGGCCAUCAUGAUCGUCUCCUGCCUCAUCCACCUAAGCACCCGGUUCCCCACCGCAAGGCAGAGGCUCCCCUAUCCAAAGACAAUUAAGGGGGCCCCACCCCACCUUACAGAGCGCGGCAUGUGGACCGUGAACUCCGCCGGGCGCCUGGGGAACCAGAUGGGGGAAUAUGCCACCCUCUACGCCCUGGCCAAGAUGAACGGGCGCCAGGCCUACAUCCUCCCAGAGAUGCACCAGCAGCUGGCGCCGCUCUUUCGCAUCACCCUGCCCGUGCUCUCCAGUGACGUGGUCCAGGACAUCCCGUGGAAGGACUAUGAGCUCCAUGACUGGAUGUCGGAGGAGUACAGGCACAUCGAGGGGAAAUACAUCCGGCUGACGGGCUACCCCUGCUCCUGGACCUUCUACCACCACCUCCGGCAGGAGAUCCUCCAGGAAUUCUCCUUCCACGACCACGUCAAGGAGGAGGCCAACCGGUACCUUGCCGGGCUGCGUGGGCAGCGCCGGAACGUGACCUACGUGGGCGUCCACGUCCGGAGGGGGGACUACGUCCACGAGAUGCCCACAUUCUGGAAGGGGGUGGUGGCGGACAAGGCCUACCUGGAGAAGGCCAUGGGCUACUUCCGGGCCAAGUACCAGGAGCCGGUCUUCGUGGUGACCAGCAACGGGAUGGAGUGGUGCCGGGAGAACAUCGACGCCUCGCGGGGGGACGUGUAUUUCUCGGGGGAUGGGAUGGAGUUGUCGCCGGGGAGGGACUUUGCUCUCUUGGCCCAUUGCAACCACACGAUCAUGACCAUUGGGACCUUCGGCAUCUGGGCCGGUUACCUGGCUGGGGGGGAGACCAUCUACUUGGCCAACUACAUGCUCCCCGACUCUCCCUUCCUCAAGAUCUUCAAGCCUGCGGCCGCCUUCCUACCCGAGUGGAUCGGGAUCGACGCCGAUCUCUCCCCGCUGCGCAGUGGGACGACUGGCUAAAGGAGCUCAGCCAGUGCCCACAGGCUGCCAACGGGAUCCACCCACCAAGACUUGGCUGGUUGGCCAAGGACUGGGCACCUGGGACCCCUGGCCGAUGCCGGCUGCGCUGGGGAGAUCGGGGGAGAUUGGAGCUGGGCUGGUGGGGUUCA